This is a messenger RNA of Chelmon rostratus (copperband butterflyfish), 2312 nucleotides long. It is a transcript of the gene hnrnpca, whose product is annotated as heterogeneous nuclear ribonucleoprotein C. Gene Ontology annotation, cellular component: nucleus. The transcript is spliced from 9 exons. The record is from RefSeq and is a predicted model, not a curated record. Bases 862 to 1824 code for a protein of 320 amino acids. Lineage: Eukaryota; Metazoa; Chordata; Actinopteri; Chaetodontiformes; Chaetodontidae. Gene Ontology annotation, molecular function: RNA binding.
AGAAAGCUAGCUCGCUGCUCAGGGGGUGAAUCGCUUGUGCUCAAAAGGGACGACCUAAGUAACAAUUUGACAGAUUUUGCCGAAAGCAAGACAUUUUACUCGUAAAGGUCGUGGUGAGUAUUUUGUUCCCAGAAUUUUUUUUCAUUUUUCCUUCCUUUUUCUUUUGUUUUUGGAUUUUUUUCAACGAUGCUUUUUCUAUUUUGCCUGUGGACAGAACGUAAUGUGCUGGCUAGCCAGGUAGCUAGCUUAGCUAACUUGGAGACGCUCAUCCCCCUCAAAAACACGAACGCUGGGUGUGGUUUUUAGAAACUCGACGCUUUGGAUGCAUCUUAGUUACAGUUUCAUCCCUUUUUGCAAGUUUGUAUAGCUUUGUUUUUGUAGCGUUUAUUGUGAAGACUUCUUUGACGGGACUAAUUUGUUUUUGGCACGCUUCUCAGCCAGCCCACCAGCUAAGUUAGCGCUAGCUAACAGCGUCAUAGGCUCUUUUGGUUUUAUAGUCGCGGCUUCAUCCUGAUCCAUUAUUGUUAACAGAUUAUCGACUACAAAUGUAUCGGAAUUUUGCAGGUUUUGGUUUUUGCAAGCGGAGGAUCUGGUCUGAUUGCAGUGUAUUUUUUUAUGCUUUCAAUUGGUGGUUGGCUAGCGUUAGCCAUGCUAGCCGGCUUUGAGCCGCCGAGGCUAGCGCAGGGCCUGUGUUUCACACUAAAGCCUGGUGGUGGCGCUGUCGGUGUUCCAGGCGGGUGUGUUGUGGAUGUUUUAGUAUAAAUCGCGAGGGGCGAAGGUGAAGGUCGAGACACCAGCCCAAACUGAUCCCAGCCCACAGUGUCAAACAUCAGACAGACGACAGCCCUGCACACAGACGCUAUGGACCGUUCACCCACCACCUCCAGCCUAAUGGCCAGCAGCAACGUCACCAACAGGACCGACCCUCGCUCCCUCAACUCUCGGGUCUUCAUCGGCAACCUCAACACCCUGCUGGUCACCAAAGCGGAUGUCGAGGCCAUCUUCUCCAAAUACGGCAAGAUUGUAGGCUGCUCUGUCCACAAGGGCUACGCCUUCGUUCAGUACGCCAAUGAGAGGAACGCCCGGGCUGCCGUCGGCGGGGAGGACGGGAGGAUGAUUGUCGGACAAGUACUUGACAUCAACCUGGCUGGAGAACCCAAACCUCACAGGUCAAAAACCACCAAGCGCUCAGCUGGAGACAUGUACAGCAGUUCCUCAUUUGACCUCGACUACGACUUUCAGAGAGAUUAUUACGACAGAAUGUACUCGUACCCGUCCCGUGUUCCCGCUCCACCUCCCCCCUUGUCGCGGGCCGUGAUCCCGUCCAAGCGUCCGCGGGUCAGCCUGAGCGGAGGAAGCAGCCGGCGAACCAAGAGUAGCUUCUCCUCUUCCUCCAAGAGCAGCCAGAGGACUUCCUCGUCCAGAACAAUGAAAGUGGACGAGCUGCAGACCAUCAAGCGGGAGUUGACCCAAAUCAAAAGCAAAGUGGACGACCUGCUGGAGAGCCUGGAGCGUAUGGAGAAGGACCACAGCAAGAAGUCAGAAGCUAAGAGCAUAAAAACGGAGCCAGGAGAGGUGACAUCUCCUCCCCACCCAAGCAACAAGAAGGACGAGGGCAUGAAGAGAGACCGGGAGAGCCAGGAGAUGAACGACUCGGACGAGGACGACGAUGACGAAGAGGAGGAAGGAGACCUGCUGGAGGAGGAAGAGGUGAAGAGUCAAGAGAGGGAGGACGAGGAGGAAGAGGAGGACGAGGAGGAGGAAGGAGAGCACGUGGAAGGCGACGAUGACGGCGACAGCGUCAACGGCGAAGAGGACUCGUAGACGCGGACCACGCCGGCGCAUGCAGCGUACACACAGCCUCCAGUAGGAACUCGGACUCUGAUUUAACACUCACAUUGUAGAUUCAAGAAGCAAACACAAACACACACACACACGAGCAUGGUGCACACACUCUGUCGGUCCAUCGUCCCUAAAGCCGUUUUUCAGUUUAUUUUGGCCAGUUGUCCAGUAUCGCUGUAACAGGAAUAACUAGCUGUAGGUUUUGGUUUGUGUUUUUACUGCGUCAUACUCGUCUUCAGGAGAAGGCAGAAACAUGGACUGUUAAUGUUCUCAGAGACGACAGCUCGACGGACAUGUCUUAACGCGAGGACGGAAAUUCAGCUACGAGAGACUGUUUUUAGGUUCAAUGUGUUUGUUUUCCUCAUCGGUGAGUUUGUUUGACCUUGUGUGUCUGUAUGUUAAUGUCAGUUUUUUAUACUAUUUAGUUUCAGUUUAACUGUAAAGGAAUAAAUUGCAAUAAAAUAUUAAAA